Molecule: messenger RNA, 711 nt
Organism: Dibothriocephalus latus
Lineage: Eukaryota; Metazoa; Platyhelminthes; Cestoda; Diphyllobothriidea; Diphyllobothriidae
Source: the annotation of a GenBank genome assembly
AUGGAUCUUAUCUGGACCGAGUUUAGUCACUCUUCGUUCUCACCUGUCGCGUUGACCUCUUCAAGCCUGUUUACGGACUGGAAGACUGGAUUUGGCUGUCUUCUAGGCGGACUUGGCUUUAGUGGACUUGAUGAUCACCUCGUUCCACAAUACAAGCUGGCGGAAAGCUUUCACUUCACGAAAGCCGAGUUUCCCGGCAGCAUCAAGGAGCUGGCCGACAACUGGAAUGUGCAAACCCUCCAAUGGCUGCGGCUCAGCGUCUUUGAACGUCUGCCAAAGCAGUUCCGAGUAGUGGGCGUUUUUGUGCUUUCAACCAUCUGGCAUGGUUUCUACCCCGGCUACUACCUCUUCUUCGGCAGCAUGUUGUGGUACAUGUGGGUGGGUCGCAUCUUUAGGCGCAAAGUCCGCCCAUGGAUGCUGUCGCACCUACCGGAUACCAAAUGGACCGCUGCAAAAACUCCCUCUGGCAGCGCGUUCCGUGGCAGCUCAGAGAUCUACGAUAUCAUCACUCGCGUUGUGACCUAUUUCUUUGUGAAUUACACUGCUGUGGCUUUCGUCAUGCUGAGUUUUGAAGGGAGCCUCAUUGCCUGGCGGAAUUUUUAUUUCCUGGGCCACGUACUCUGUGCGCUUCUUCAAAUCACUCUAAUGUUUUGGAGCCCCAAGGUCGACGCGGUUCACGCAGACUCAACUGCCAAGCAGAAAUCGCUGUGA